Oxyura jamaicensis (ruddy duck) is the source of this 3276-nucleotide messenger RNA. RefSeq names its product proline rich 35 (gene PRR35). The record is from RefSeq and is a predicted model, not a curated record. NCBI's taxonomy places the organism in Eukaryota, Metazoa, Chordata, Aves, Anseriformes, Anatidae. Bases 696 to 3248 code for a protein of 850 amino acids. The transcript has 2 exons.
UGGGUGGUGAUGCCACUUGGUCCUGGUGGUGAGCAGAACGUGGAGAAGCCCCCAGCAUGUGAGAGCAUCCUCCAGCCCAGCACAGCCACCACCUGAGUGUGGGGCUGGUGGCACUGUCCCCGGGGCCACCACUGGCAUGGGGCAUGAGGAGGGGCCAUGAGCAGAGGGUGCCUGUGGACGCUAAGGAUCCCUGGGACUCUGCAACCUUGAAUCAGCCUUCGGGUGCUGCAGCCAGGCUAUGGCUGGGCUGGGCUGGGUGCACACCGGUCCGGUGGGGACAAGUGCCCAUGGCAGCUUGGAGUGGCCGCCUGAACCUGCCCUGGCCGCUCUGGUCCUGGCUGCCCUGCCUUGGGCUUCCCUUCCCGCAUGGGCUCAGACCACACUGUGCCCAGUGUCCCAGCUUGUUUCCCUGAAUGGCCCCAGGUGCCUGCGGCAAUCUGGAGAUGGUGCUGCCCAUAUCCAGCAGCAAUGUCAGGUUAAAGUCAGUCCGUCUGCCUCUCCCCAGCAGGUCUGUCUGUCUGACCAUCCUCUCUGACAACGUCUGUGUAUGAGCAGGGCUUGGCAAGGCUGCACAGCUCACCAGUUCCCGCAUUGUCUCCUUCCAGGGCACGCAGCGGUCCCUGGGGAGGUGCAGGGAGAUUCAGGCGCCGAGCCCCUCCAUUCUCACCAGGAGCCGUCUCCAGGUACCCACUACCAUGUCCAAGGAUGACGUGGGCUGCAAGCUGACCUCUGUCUACAAGCACAAGGAAAGGAAGCCAAAAAAGCCCCACUACAUCCCAAGGCCAUGGGGCAAGCCAUACAACUACAAGUGUUUCCAGUGCCCCUUCACCUGCAUGGAGAAGUCCCACCUCUACAACCACAUGAAGUACAGCCUGUGCAAGAACUCCCUCUCCCUCCUCAUCGAGUCUGACUGGCCCUACAAGAAGGGCAACCUGCUCCACCCGGAGCUGCGGCUCCUGCACGCCACCGAGGCCACCCGGCUGCGUGGGCGCCGGGACGAGCCGGAGACCUGCGACUCCUCGGCCACAUUGGGAGGGUCGGGUAGGACCAAGCAGACCCCUGGCAGGGAUGGCCAUGAGGAGAAGCAGAUGCCAGGGGUGGAGAUCCUGCCUGCUGAAGGGGCUGCUGAAGAAGGCGGCCCCUUCCAGGAGGAGGAGGAGGAUGUGGCUGGCCUCUUGAGGCAGAUGGAUACGGGGGAGAAGAAGGAGAAAAAUGAAGAGGCGGGUUGCCAAGGUGACCCAGCUGAACCAGAAGUGAACACUUUGGUCUUUGGUUUCAAGAACAAGCGAGACAAGCCUUGCAAGGAGGUGGAGCCCGACUUCAUCAUCACGGAUGUCUUCUCCCUCAAGAACCAUGUCAUGAAAAGCAGGGAAAUGGCCUCCCCGGACCUAGAAGCUAAGCCAAAGCAUUGCAAAGUGCCAAAGAAAUGCCUGGCAAGCAGUGGGAUCCUCAUGGAGCAGUGGAAACUGGUGGCAAAUGGGCAAAGAAGGAACACACCUGAGGUCUCCCCACCUUGUACUGACAGCAACAUCAUCCCUUGCUACCCCCCUCCAGCAUACAGUGACUACCACGAACCUCAGGGCCUCAACCUCUCACUGCUGGGUAUUAACUAUCCACUGAACCCCAGUCUCUUCUCCUACCUGAGCCCCACCAUGGCCAACAGUGCGACAACUCACCCACACUUGGCUCAGCUGCCCUUUUUGGCCUCCACGGCCCAGCUGAUGCAUCCGCAUACCUCCCACUUCCAGCCUCUGCAGAGCCCUGAGCGCUCAGCCUUCCUCCCCCGCUUCUACUACCCCUUGCUCUUUGAGCACACCUUCAGCUCCACUGAAGGCAAAAUGUCCUCCAGCAAGCCGGAGGCCCAGCAGCUGGUGGGCUCCGUCCUGCCCACACCUCCCCAGGCCAAACCCCCCAGUGAGCCGACCAAAGCAGGGCUGCUGAAGGUACCGGUUCUGAAAACAAGUUUUCCUUGGCCCAAAGGCGGCAGAGAGGAGGCAGCCUCCGAGCUCAGCCACGGAGCCAUGCUGAAGGAAGAAGAGGAGAAGUGGCUGUCCCAAGAGAAGGAGAGCAACUCAGAUUUGGGCCUCAACAACCUACGCAAAAAGCCAGCCACUGACAUCUACCAAAAUCUGGUAGGGAUGAAGGAUGGCACUUUUGUUCCCAGUGGCGUCCGGAAGGCAGAGUUGUCAGCAGUGACCUGUCUGGAGACCAGCAGCCCUACAGGCAACAACCUGAAGAGGAAGCUUAGCUCCAAUGAUCUGGAUUUGAUAGGACCUGAAAUGCUGAUGCCUGGAAAACUCAGCUACCAGAGCAGUGGUUCAAGGGCCAACACUGGCCACAUCCCCAGGGUCCUGGAUCACUGGCACACGGACGUCCUUGCAGGCUGGCCUGAGGAACCAGAGAGGGGCAAUGACUCUGAAGUCCUGCCCUUGGGGGGUGCUGGCCCAGACCACAGCCUCUGCAAGCAGAGCAGACCACAAGAGACUUCUGCCACCAUGACAGACUCUGAGGCUACGACCGUGCUUAUCGGGGACCUGUCCAAAACCUUAGAGGAGUACCAAGAGGUGGAGAAGAAACUGUCUGAUCUGGCAAAGGAGGACACUCCCGGGCAAAAAGAGCUGAGGGACCAGCUAGUCAAAAUCCGAAGGGAGCUCUACCACAUCCACCAGGCACUGGAGAAAGCCACCAAACCCCACGAGGGGCCUCUGGACCUCUCGGUGAAGAGAUCCUCUGAAGGCCUGGAGAAGGGCCAGCAGGCCAAGAAGGAGCCAUGCAAUAUGGGCCUGGCCAGUGAGAAGCUCCAUGGCAAAGACCAGGGGACCCUCAACAAAUGCACGGCCACGGGUGAUGCCGGAGAUGAGGAGGGGCUGCCGAGCUGCCUCCUCGAGGCCGAGAACAAAACCAUCGACUUGCUGAUCAAGAUGAGCCGUUCUGAGAGCCUUCGGGCAUCCUCCUCCGAGGACCACCUGGGCGCAGUGAUCAAGGCCGAGGUCCUGCCGCUCACCGUGCCACUGGAGCUCCGGCACGUCAUGGAGCCCUACUACAGCCGUACCACCAAGUGCGAGGCAGACUCCAGUGUCCUGCUCUGCUCUGACGGCAGACCCAGCGCCACCCAGGGCCCUCAGCUCCCGGUCACCACCGAGGAGGGGCCCCUGGGCUGCCGGGCCAUGCAGCGCUCCCUAUCCUGCAGCCUUCCCAGCGAGACAGAUGCCGUGUGCAUCCACAGCCCUCUGCAUGCUGACCCCUAAGUCCACCUUGCUUGAAAGCUCCUGGAUC